UUCCUGCCCGCCUCCCCGGGCGGAGAGCACCCGGCCCGGCCGCCUCUUUCCCCCCCCCUCCCCUCGUCCCCUUCCCUCUCCCUUCCCUCCCGGCCCCGUUCCAGGGGCGAAGCCGCCCGCCGGGCCCCGCGGAGCUGAACCUCGAGUCUUGCUCUAUGCUCACUGGGGGAAGGCCCGGAAGGACAUCUCGGACUGUUGGUGCUGCUUCAUGCAGUUCAAUGUUCUGAGGUCAUGAAACUUAAUCCACAGCAAGCUCCAUUAUAUGGCGACUCUGUUAUUACAGUGCAGCUGACUGAGGAAGAUAAGGUUGAAGAUGAUGUAGUUUUCUACUUGAUCUUCACUGGGUCAACUGUCCAGCACUGCACGAGCACUAGGAAGAUUAAUCCUGGGAGUCUGGAGACAAUUUCUCCUGGCCAUGACUGCUGUGAGACGGUGAAGGUGGCACUUUGUGCCUCUAAGGAAGGUCGCCCUGUUCUGGUGGUGGCAGAAGAGAGCUUCAAGUUCAUCCAGGAUGAAGCCUACGAUGCAGCCCAGUUUCUGGCUACCUACGCAGGGAACCAGCAGGCACUAAACUUCACCCGUUUCUUGGACCAGUCGAGACCACCUGCUGCUGAUGUGGACAUUUUGGAUGAGAAAGUGGCUUUGGCAUUUCGACACCUGAAAUUGCCUGCAGAAUGGAACGUGCUGGGAACGGAUCAGUCCCUCAACGAGAACAUCCCUCGGGAGACACUGAUGCACUUUGCAGUGAGGCAGGGCCUGCUGAGGCUGACGUGGUUUCUGCUCCAGCAGCCAGGAGGAAGAGGAGCUCUCAGCAUCCACAACCGCGACGGCGCGACGCCCGUGAGCUUGGCCUUGGAGAGGGGCUACCAGAAGUUGCAUCAGCUUCUGACCGAAGAGGAAGCCACGGAGCCCGACUCGUGGAGCACCCUGUCUCACACUGUGCACACUGGGGACUACUGCGUCAAGCACCACCAGCAGCUCGAUGUUUACACACUAACAGCUGAAACCAAGGAAGGGACAAAAGCCAGCCUGGAGAGUGACAUACGGCAGCUUCAGAUGCACAUGCAAAGCCACCAGCACAUGAGUUCAAGGAAGCGGACGAAGACUGUACUGAGAACCUCUGGAAAUAGCUGUGGCAAUGGAGCUGAGCCAGUUGGUCACUCAACUGCUUCAUCUCAAAGCCUAGGAGAAAUGCCAGAAGAAGGAAGGAAGGAAAGUCCAUCUGAUGUCCUUCACCUUGACAGUGGGCAGCUCUCAGACCAAGCCCACCAGGAGGACGAGUGCCCCAGUAGGUCACUGAUAACUGGUGCUAUUGAUGCGCCAAACGGCUCGCUGAGUCUGGGGGUGGUGGAGAGCCCAGAGUGCUCCUGUGAAAGCAAAAAUACGGUGACGUUGUGUAAAAAGGAAGAGGAGGGGCCAGCCUCUGCUCAGAGCUCCGGGACUGUAUCUGAUGAGAACGGCUGCACAGUCAGCCCGUGUGCAGGCGUCAACGGUGCUGUAAAUCUCCCAUCCUGUGGAAAUACAAAUGAGGAAGCUGGAAUGACAUCUGCUGGAGUUGUUUUGGAUCAAGCCGGCUUGUGCAGUAAAGAUAGCACCCAUCAGGAAGUGGGAGCUGCUGAGGAGUGUGCAGCUGAAAGUACUGUUGCUGUGGUUGAAACUGCCGGUGAAGCCCCAGCUUCCCGAGAGGGCGUGGAUGUGGCCAUGGGCCAGACCGAGUGCAGGAACUGUGCUGGGGCAGCUGACAGGGCGCCGGGCCAGCAGCAGGUAGAGGAUGGGAUGGCUGAGACCCCUGCAACGAGGACUGAGGAUCCAGGAGAACCAUUGCCAGCUGAGGAAGAACCCGCAAGUGUUGCUCAGCCCUUGCUUGGUGGCUUUAAUGGCACUGAGCGUGCAGGUGGGGAGGAUGCAAAUGUGGGAGUGGUACCGGAGUGUGACAGUACAAAUGCAAAUGUUGACAUUGAUGUCUCUGUUGGUCUUUGCAAGAGUGGCGAUAAUGAUAAGACUGGAGUGUCAGGCACUGAUCUGGUAAACAAUGGAGUUUUGGAAAGCAAAGGUGGUGCCUGUGUCAAGGAAAGGCCAAGAGUCACUGCGAGCACCAGGGCACCGUUGCCUUCAGUGAAUGGAGUGAAGGUACCUGUGUGUGUGCCAGUGUUUCCUGAUGCGGAAAGCCAAGACAGCAGGGAGAGUGUGGAACCUGAAGGGCAGGUGAAAGUGGGUAGCACAAAUGGCAAAUCCAGCUCACCCUCCCUGGAAGACAGCGUGGAAACUGAUGGCCUUGAUGCUAGAGCUGAAAAUGGCAAUAUUGGUGGAACUAAACAAAGCAGUGAAAAACCCACGCAUUGCCAGGGGAGCAGUGACAUUACUGAGUGUAUAGGCAAAGCUGUGGAGGGCAGUGGAGCCCACAGCAAGGAGCCAGUGAGAACUGAUACCAGCAGCAGCAGAGAGGGAGGAAGCAUAGAUUCUGCGGACAGAGCUCAGGAAGUUGCUAGCUGCUGCCCUCCUGUUGAUCAAACUACUGUUAAUGAUGAAACAGGGGACAAGUCAAAGCUGGAUGGCACUCAAGGGAGUGUGCAGGAGCCCAGAUUGCUCCCUCUGGAGGAUGCGAGCACAUUCUCAGCAGGGAAGGAGCCUCCAAAAGCUGAAGAGAGAACAGAAAUUGCUUCAGGGCAAGGGAUGCCCCAUCCUGAUGCAGGGGACCUGGCUUCAGGUCGGACAGGAGAUGCUAUAGUGGCACCUCCUGGACAGGAGGCACCCCUGUGCAGUAGUGACCCUGUUUUACCUCCAUGUUCCAAAGGCGCAGACUGUACAGAGGAUAAUUUUGUAGGCACACCCUUUGUAAUUCGUAAUGAAGAAUCUAAACAAAAGCAGGAAGUGGCAGCAGCAGGAUCGGCUGAGCUGGCCCCGCCGCACAGCCAGGAGCGUGGCGGGGUGGCCGGCGUGCUGGAGGACUAUGCGGGGGCCCCAGGCCCUCCCAAGCAAAGCCUACAGCCUCAUGCUGAAGGAGAAGAUACAGCCAAAGCUGAGAGGGAGGCCUCAAACAGCAGCCAGGAGCAGGUUUUGUCGGAGAAUCUGCUUGCCACAGUUGUGAAAUCCUCUGUCGGCAGUGCAGAGAGGCCCGCAGCCAGCAGUGAUGCGGGUGCUGGGCUGAAGGAGCUGGGCCCCAACCAGGCUGGGACAGCAGGAGCAGGAGAUAGCAUCAUGCAAGGAACUGGGCCAGCAGCAGGGAGUAACCCUUGUCUGGAUGCCGGGCUGCCCCAGGAGCGUGGUCCAAACCUGCAACAUGUCUCCCCGCGCAGCAGCACCCCCGAAUUGAAGGAUGCUUUGGCAAUGGAAGCCCCGAGCCUUGCUUUUGAGGCUGAGGAAGCGUUGCAGAUAGCAGCGGUAACCUCCAUCACAGGGUAUGAGGAAGAGCAGGGGGAGAUGGAAAGUGUCCUUCCCAGAGCCACGUUGCAGCCCAUUGCGGAGGAGCCCACGUGUGACAGUGACUCCAGCAGUGACACCAUGGGUCCAGGCGGUGAUGGCGAUUCUGCUCCCACUUCGACAGCAGCACAGGGGUUGGUCACAGCACAGCCUGAGGGUAAGCAAAGCCAAGGCAUAUCGGAGCCAACCCCUUCACCCUGCUCCUCUGGCUUCAAUGCUGUUGAGUCACCCGAGCAUGUGGGAGUAAAGAGUUCAGUUUCGGCAGAUGAUGGCUCUUCUCUGGAUAAAGUUCCUAAAAUGGUAAAAAGUUUUGAUGCCGUAGUUUUUGCAGCUGAGACCCCUUCAUCUCCUGGCUUACCAGCUGAAGGAAAAGUGGGGCCUGAGCCCCAGCCUGCAGUGGAUGUGGCAGCUGGCCUUAACGGAGAGGCAGACUUAAGAUCCUCUGCCAGAAAGGACGUCAGCCAGGCCAUUCGCGGAACCAAGCCUGCCACAGGGAAGUUGAAAAUGAAAACUGAAGAUGAGGUGGAUUUUAUGAAGGACCCCAGAGAGAGCGCAGCGCGCGAGGAAGCGAUAAACCGUGAAAGCUGGUGCUCACUGGAGCCAUGUCCUGACUCUUCGCUGCUGGAGCGCAAGCGGACAGGAGAGUCUCCAGAGUGUGAGAACUUCUUGGAGGAUGGGCUGAGCAGCAUCUGUGCCUCAUCACAGGGUGUCCUUAAAAGAGAGUCUGGCAGCGAGUCUGACUUCUUCUCCUUGCCUGGUGAUGGGAUGGAAGAUCUUGUCUUUGGGAAGCAGCCUGAAGAGGAACAGUCUGCAGGAGAUGUCACCAGCUCCAGCUCCUCUGCUGAUGACACCGUGUCCUUGGAGAGGAACUCAUCCCUGGGUAGCGACACGUCCCUGCCCUUCCCACCCGCGGUGAGCUUUGCACAGCCCAAAGACAGGCGCAGCCUGGAUGGGAGCUGCACGAGCAUGGUGGCUGUGGAGGGAGGAGAGGGUGAACUCGCUGGCUUGGGAGAGAAGGAAGAGGAGCUGGACAGUAUCACAGACGUGCCUGCUCCUUCCUCCGUCUCAAGAAACUCCAUGCGGCCGCUGUCACCUUUCCGACGCCACAGCUGGGGGCCAGGGAAGAAUGCCACCAAUGAAACAGAAAUCAAUCAGAGGAGUUCAAUGCGAGUUCUGGGGGAUGGUAUAAAGAAGCCUCCCAUUCAUAGAAGAAGUUUGAGCUGGUGUCCCUCUGGUGUGCAGUUCGCUGCCAUGGGUCCUGACUUUAAUUGUAGAAGUUACAGCCUAGAAGGCCUUGCUGGAGACUCUGGUGAGAACAAGAAGCCCUCUGCAAACAUGGAGGCUGCUUCUCUGAGCUCCAAAGACCUUCCACGGAGCACACUCACCAGCAACCAGUGCGGCUCCCUGGUCUUGCUCACUGAAGAACUUGAGCAAGGGGAAAUCAGAGACUAUGAUCACCAGAUCCAUCAAGCACCACACCCACAAGGAUUUAAUUUCUGCACUUCCUCCGUUUCGUCUUCACUGACCAAAUCUGUGUCUUUAAUGUCAAUUAGUAAACCAUCUCUGGACACCCAGGGCCGGACUCGACCAUCGAGACGAAUCUCCUUCUCCUUCAGCAUCUCUCCACUCAUUCCUAAGUCUAAAACUCUCUUUUCUAUUGGCUCUUCUUCCAGUGAUGAGGAGGAGGAGUUGGAUAGUACUCAGGCAUUUGGUGGCCCCGCGGGUUCCUUGGUUCAGAGCAUAUCUGAAGAGAGCAGCAGUGUCCCCUCUAUUAAAAGUGGAACAAAAGUCAGUCGUACCUUCAGCUACCUCAGGAAUAAAAUGUCCAGCAGCAAGAAGAGCAAGGAAAAAGAGAAAGAUAAAGAGAAGACUAAAGAGAAGGACAAAGAUUCCAAGGAAAAGGAAAAAGAUAAGAAGAUGUUAAAUGGACAUCUCUUCACUGCAACCUCUGUUGUAGCCCAAGCAAUCUGUUACCACUGUAUGAAACCUUUCAAUAAGGAUUCGUACUACUGUGCAAACUGCAAUGCAAUUGUUCACAAAGGCUGUAAGGAGAGCUUUGCUUCCUGUGCAAAGGUGAAAAUGAAGCCACAGAGAGGAAUGCUGCAGGCACAUGAUACCUCUUCAUUACCCACGGUGACCAUGAGAAACAAAGGCUCACAGCCCAAGGAGCGCCCUCGCUCCGCGAUACUCGCUCCCGAUGAGAACACCGUCACCUCCAUCUUCAACAACAGGAGAUCACAGCAGCCUACGGCGCUGUCAAAGAGUGUCUCAAUACAGAACAUUGCAGGGGUUGGGAAUGAUGACAGCUUAAUACACACUUGGAAAUUUCUGUCACAGUCCACAGACUCUUUACAUAAAAUUAGCCGGGUGAAUGAAUCCACUGAAUCAUUAGUUGAUGAAGGUGCAGACAUGAAUGAAGGGCAGCUGAUGGGAGACCUGGAACUAGAUUCCAAGCAGCUGGAGGCAGAGUCCUGGAGCCAAGCAGUGGACAGCCUGUUCCUACAGCAGCAAAACAAGGAUGUUGUCAAACGGCAAGACGUAAUUUAUGAGCUCAUGCAGACAGAAAUGCAUCAUGUCCGCACCCUGAAGAUAAUGAACGACGUAUACAGUGCAGGGAUGUUACAGGAGCUGCAGUACGAUCAGCAAGUUGUGGACAAGAUCUUUCCCUGCCUGGAGAACUUGCUGCACAUACAUAGUCAGUUCUUCCAGCGGAUUCUGGAAAGGAAGAAGGAGUCAUUGGCAGACAAAAGUGAAAAGAACUUUGUUAUCAAGAGGAUUGGUGACAUCCUGGUGAAUCAGUUCUCCGGAGAGAACGCUGAGAGAAUGAAGAAGACAUAUGGCAAAUUCUGCGGGCACCACAAUGAGGCAGUAAAUUACUUUAAAGAUCUGCACUCAAAGGACAAACGUUUCCAGGCUUUUGUCAAGAAAAAAAUGAGUUCCUCCCUGGUGAGACGUCUUGGGAUUUCUGAAUGUAUCUUGUUGGUAACACAGAGAAUCACAAAGUACCCAGUUCUUUUACAGAGGAUACUGCAGUACACCGCAGAAAAUGAAGUGGAACAUGAAGACUUGACUCAGUCAUUAAACCUUGUUAAAGAUGUGAUUGCUGCAGUCAAUAGCAAAGUCAGUAACUAUGAAAAGAAAAUGCGCCUUGAUGAGAUUUACAACCGGACAGACAGCAAAUCCAUCAUGAGGAUGAAAAGUGGUCAGAUGUUUGCAAGAGAGGACUUGAGACACCGGAAGCUCAUCCGAGACGGGCCUGUGUCACUGAAAAAUGCAGCCGGACGGCUGAAAGAAGUCCAGGCUAUUCUCCUCUCUGACAUGCUCGUAUUCCUUCAGGAGAAGGACCAGAAAUAUGUCUUUGCCUCACUGGACCAGAAAUCCACGGUGAUCUCUCUGAAGAAGCUCAUCGUACGGGAAGUGGCUCAUGAAGAGAAGGGUUUGUUCCUGAUCAGCAUGGGUGUGAAAGAUCCCGAAAUGGUGGAAGUGCAUGCCAGCUCCAAAGAAGAGCGGAACGGCUGGAUGCAGAUCAUUCAAGACACAAUAAGUACCAUGGAUAAGGAUGAGGAUGAAGGAGUCCCUUGUGAGUCUGAAUUUGAAAAGAAAUUGUCAGACACAAGAAUCAGAGCGCUGAAAGAACAACUUCAGCAGAAGGAUAGACAGAUCCUCCUCUUGCUGGAGGAAAAGGCCAAAAUCUUCAGUGACCUGGCAGACUCCUCUAUGCAAGAGGACAUGCCGAGUUCCAGACUGCUCUUCAGAGCCAACACUGAAGAAGCACCAAAAGGAGAAGCCAUUAUGAAAACUGCAAUAAACGAAGUGGAACUGCUGCAAGAGCUGGUGAACAGGAACCUGGGCAGCACCCUUAUGCAGCAACUCAGCAGUGCUGCCAUUGACGAAGAGGGAGGAGUUGGCCCCAUCUCUCUUCCUAAAAGGGCAGAAACUUUUGGAGGAUUCGACAGUCACCAGAUGAAUGCCUCCAAGGGUGGAGCGAAGGAUGAAGGCGAUGAUGCUCAGGACCUACGGAGAACAGAGUCAGAUGGUGUUUUAAAGAAGGCUGGAAAUGCUAACCUGAUGUUCAUACUGAAAAGGAACAGCGAGCAGGUCCUUCAAAGUGUUACCAGCCUCUGUAAGCUGCUCAAUGCUCUGCAGGGUGUUGUCCUACAGCAGGACACCUACAUCGAGGGCCAGAAGCUGGCCUUGAGUGAGAGGGCCCUGUCCCGAGGCUUCUUCCGCCCAGCCUCGCUGCUGGAGCAGGAGAAGCAGCGCAACCUGGAGAAGCAGCGCCAGGAACUUGCCAACCUGAAGAAGCAACAGGCUCAGCACCAGGAGGAGAAGAAGAGGGCAGAGAAGGAGUGUGAAGCACGGGAGAAGAAGCUGGCGGAGCUGGAAAUCCAACUGGCCAAGAGGGAGGAGGAGAUCCAGAAAGGGUGGCAGGAGCUGGAGUGCAGGCGGGAUGAGCUGCGACAGUUGAAAGCCUCCUACCAGCUUGAAAUGGAGAAACUUCUCAGUAAGCAGAAGCAGCUGGAUAAGGAGUGGGAGCAACUCAAGAAGGACAUGGAGCGACAACCUCAAAUGUGGUUGGAGCAUGAUGACAACCAGGUGUCAAAUCGACAUGAGAAACUUGCCAGGGUUUGCUCCCAGUCCAGCCUCGAAGGCACCUCCGUGCAGAAGAGCCCCUCAUUUCCUAAGCAAGGGCACUCUGAUGCAGAACUGUCUGUCUCCCCCAAAAGGAACAAUCUUUCAAGGACACACAAAGAGAAAAGCACUUCCCAUUUGCUUAGCACAACAAACCUGACUAACAAGGCAGCUGAGGAACAGCCCCAGAUGCCUACUCGCCUCUUCAGUUUAUCCAAACCAAAGGAAAAGAAGGAAAAGAAGAAGAAGGGCAGGGGACAUCGCUCCCAGGAAUCUGAUUCUCAUUCAUCAGAAGCACCUCCAGAGGGUGAGGAGAUCUUCUGCUGAGUGGGGACGGCUCCGUCGGUCACUCUCAGCUUUCAUACAGCGGACAUCUCCCUGCCCGACCCACAGCACAGUGCUGGUGCCUGCACCUGACAAGCAUCUGGAGGUUUUCAUUAAAGCAUUCUGCAAGUUUAUAAAGUGGUGGGAAAGAGCUUCUUUCCUUGGGUUUGCGUGAGUUGUCACCGCAGAGGCUUCCCACACAGCAAGUGGUACCAUCUCCCUGUGCAAACCUGGAUUCAGGUCGGUUGGGACGGAUGUUUGCAGUCUGUGGUACUGCUAAGGGAUGAGAGAACAUAGCCUUAAGGGGUCUGUGCCUUCAUGUUCCCCUUUUCUGGGGAAGGUAACCAAAACCAAGCAUUCAGAAAAAGAUUAGGACUCUACAAAUGGUGCGUACACACUGGCAUAUAUAGAUAUACUGUACAUACCCAUCUCUGUAUCUAUGUAUCCUCUGGGAUAUGCUUAGGUCUGUACAGCCAAGCUUAGCUCGGCCCGUGGGGAUAGGUGAUGCCUUUCAGGGAGCAUUCGGACAUCAAAUAUCUUGUCCUACUGCCCCAGCUGUAACGCCACUGACCCGCACGCCCCUUGGUGCUCAUGGUGUGGGUGCUGGCUUUCAGCAAGGCACUGCACACUGGGGAAGAGUAAUGGUGUUCAAAAGAAAAAAAAUCAGGAAACAAAUAAAAUUGAAGCUCUCCAAAGAGAUUUAUGGGGGGCAGAGGAGUUACAUGUCAAACUGUUUCCAGAAUCAAGCAGAACUUGGAGUAUAUUUAAAGUGAUGCAGAAAAUUGAAACUGGGAGGUUUGGAAGGCAACCCUAGGAAGCCAGGACAGAAGGUCAUCAAGUAGGAAGAACGCUAAGCAGCUUUUUUUUAAGCACUCUCUUGGAGCUACAGCUCACUCCUUCCCAUAAAGAUUUGUAUUGCCAGGAUCUAUUUCUCCAGUUGUUUGACAUCCCUUCAGGCAAGCCUGAUGGCUUAUGGGAAAGGUGGCUGGAAAUCUGCUUUGAGGGACCUUGGUUCUGUUAUUUGUGCUUUCUUUCCUCCACUCUUUAUGUUAUUGCUAGGCUUCUCUUCCUCUGGACUUUGUCAGCUUCUCCAGCUUGUUUCUAAGGCAGAACACCAGCAGUUUCAGAGCACAUUGGUGAGAUAGGUCAGAGCAGAGAGAACUCUGAGGAGGCAGCUCUUCAGACCCAUGCCUCUGCAGCAUUGUGCUCUUGUUUCUGGGCAGAAAAAUGUAUUCACAUGGACAAAACCACUGUGCAGCAGAUCCAAAAGCUGGCAUGCCAGGUGCACGUCCUUUGCUGUGUGAGCACAUCUGUGUCACCCUCAGCAGAAGGGGAAGGUUUGAGGACAGCUCUCGAUGCAGUAUCAUAGUCAUUUCAGCUGGAAAAGACCUCUAGCAUCAUCAAGCUCAGUUGUUCACCUAGCACUGCCAAGUCUGCCUCUAAAGAAGCACGUGCCGACAGUGAGGUGUUUAUACAGCUGUGGAGUACAGCAGGGAAGAGCAAUGCAGCAAGCCACUUCUGUUCCUUGCACGAUUGUUCCAAACCCUCUGAGAUCAAUUGGCCGAGUGGAUCUGUGAACAGUGAUAGGACAUUAUCAAGCUCCAAAAUAACUCAAGGGUUUGCUCCGAGUUGGAAGCUGCUGAGUGCAUUUCCUUUCCUGCCAGUUUUGCUUUAAUGAAAAAAAAACAAAACCACACAACACCACAGUUCUUUAGUUGCACUGUUGUUUGAUUUAGCUUCUCCCAAGCUAGGAACACACAGCAGUUUUCAGAGUUGGGUGCUGAUGCAGAUCGGCAGCGCUGCAGGUGAGGGGGAUGCUCUGAAGGUCUGUGCAGGAGCCCUAAGAACCACCUGCUUGCUAUUGAAGCUCUCUGAACUGCUGAGAUAAAAUUAAAAAAAAAAAAAAAAAAAAAAAAAGGAAGAAAGGAAAAGGGUUGAGAUUUUAUUUUUAUUUUCCUUUUUUUUAAUGUUAUUUGGUGCUCAUUCUUAAUUGCAAGCAGGGCUUGCAAAAUUAUUUAUCUUUCUGUUUAUUUGAAAGAGGUUUUUUUUUUCUUAAAGAAGUUUACUUGGUUUUAUUUUUUUAUUUUGCUUUUGUUUGGGGAUUUGGGGGUGGUUUGGUUUUUUUCUUCCCUUUUUUUUUUUUUUUUUUUUUUUGCCCCCCGUUUUGUUUUUAUUUUCUUACCAAAAGAUUGGUAAACCCAACGUUCUGAUUCCCUGGUUCCUACCCAACUGGGGGGGUGGGCAGUGCUGUGCCCACAGCUGCGUGAUUUCAAUUGAGAGCUUUCUGUAAGGCAGAGCAUCUUCAGGCCAGAAAAGUCUGGGAAGAGAAUUGGUGACUUCAGACAAGAGUCCUGUCUGCUCUCUUCUUGGGUUAAAUAUUUUCCUUGGGUUUUCUCAUGCUUCUCGGAGGCAAAGGGAGAGCAAAACACCACAGGGUCCUGCAGUGCUGUGAGGGCCUGGGUGGAUCUGGGCAGCUCCUCUUGGCUGGAAGUGUUGGUGUUGUCUUCUCAACAAGAAAAGCACCCACAGAGCAGGUUAGCUUCUGCCCCACUGUUUGCAUGGCUGGGAAAACACAUGUGCCAAGCUGAAGUUUUUGGAAACCAAAGCAGUGCCUGGCUCAUUUAGUGUUGUAUAAACAGAGAUCGGGUCCUCGAUGUUUCUGAGCAUUCCCUCGAGUCUGUAAUGGCCUUUGCCAGUCUGAGCUUUUCUUCUCAUCCCUGUGUCUUUUCCCCAGCAGUGCUUGAAGUCACAAAGCAGGGAAGUGUCCUGUAGCUCUGAGAAGGGCCUCAGUAGGGAGACCCAGAGCAGCAGGGCUGAGUCUGCCUGGUUUCAGUCCCUCUUCUGACCUGUGCAACCCAAAAUGAGCACCCAGGGCCCUCGCAGAAAAUAGUGUUUGCUUCAUGAUCUCUAAAGGCCCAUUUGUCAAAGAUGCUGUGGGUUUGAAUCAGAACUAUCCUGAAGGGAAAUACUGCACAUCAAAGCUGUUUGUGUCUGACAUCGCAGCGGGCAGAGCUUUGUCACUGGAGGAUGUACAUUGCUACAUGACUCACUUUAUUUGGAUUGAAGCCUUUACUCCCACACAGCUUCUUCCUUCUGUUACCUAUCGGAAGGUGAGGACUUGUUUUUACCUCUUCAGCCUUUUGUUUUUUUCCCACUCAGGUUUUCUUUGGAAAUGCCUGGCGUAGGUUCUCAGAGUCUGAUUCCUGCUCUGAUCCCUGCAGGUUGCUUAAUGUUGUCUGCUAGACUACAGUCCCAGUUUUACAGCACCUUUUCCCAACCUUAAAAUCAUGUUUGCUUCAGAUCCAGGCCUGGCACCCAUCCUGCAGGUGCUGAGGUGUCUUUCCUCCAACCCAACCUGAUGCCAGGUCUGGUUCCCAGAGCCUCGAUCCCACUCAGAGAGCCAAACCUCCUCAUCCCAUGAGGCAUUCCUGGGGCAUAGAACAGUUCUGGCACUGUCUCACAUGAAGUACAAAGGUGGUCAUUAUCAGCUGGGAGCACCAGGAGACUCUGGGAGCAGGGAGCAGCUGUAGGCGUAGGACUUGGUGCAGGUGUGUGGGGUUUGCCUUAGUUUCUCUUAAAUGAUGUGAUCAUCUCAGCAUGUGACUUUCUCUCAGUGUGAUGCCUUAAAGCACUUUAAAUGGAACUGGUCGUGUCACUUUUCAGUUUGGUUAAGUGGAGACAAUCAGCUGUGUAAUUGCUUUCCCCUCGGCAUGCCCAGCACAACCCAAGCUGCACAGCAGUGUUACCAGCACCGGCCUGCCCUUGUUUUGGGGGGGGGGGACAAAGGGCCAAGCAUUUUGUAUCAUUAUUAGACCAAAGUGGAUGUGAAUGUGACUACGGUCCCACCACAGGCAGGGUGAGCCCUUUCCCCACGGGAGAGCCCAGCAGCCAUUUGCUCAUGGAGCCCCCCUGGCCUCACACCAUGGCACUUAGGAGCAGGCAUCAGGAGUGGAGCAGUUGGCUUCUGAUGGCCUGGCUGUGUCACCCUGUAUGACCUCACGCUACCACCAUCCUCCUCCUCCUCCUCCUCCUCCUCCUCUUGGAGUUUGACCACUGCUGAGAAGCAAUGCCAUGAGCUUGAGCGGGUUUGUACACAGGGAAGAGCAUCUGUAGAGCCUGAAGUCUUUGCACCUUCCUUGCUGCAUGAGGAUAUCUCAAAGCUGUUAGCAAAACGCCCGAACCCAGCCCUUCCCAUUGCCACCGGGUCAGGAGAGGUUCAUCAGGUGCCAAAUGCCAAGGAAGCUGUGUAGGGUGUCUGACACAAGGGAGGAAUGGGCAGGGGGCACAGGAGAGAGCAUCUGCUCAAAUCCAACAAAACAUUCCUUGUUAACCAGAACUCUGGAAGUUAUUCUGCCUGCUGGUCAGGUUUGGGAAUUCAACAUAAUUUAAGGCACCCUUUUAAAGAGAAAAAAAACCAACCCUCCCCUACUGCUCCUAACUCUUGCGUCGCUUGUCAGAAGGGGCAGCAAUCAGCGAUGAGUUCUUGAUCCGACGAUGCAGCUAAGUUUUAAAGAUAGGUGAGCUGAACUGGACGCACCUCUGGCUCCUGGGGCACGGGAAGCACAGCGUCAGCUCCCGGCCCACCUGCAUUUUGGGGCUCAAUGCCUUUCCUUCCACAAGCAUUUCACUGACACUGAUGCUUUGCCCAAAUAUAUUCUGCUUCCUUCGCUUGGGGGGUUGGGGGGCAGGAUGACGUUCACUGCUUGGCCUACAGCCGUGAGCUUUGUAUGUAUUUAAGCUGUCUAUAGGUAUCAAUCAUUUCCAUGCUCUGAAGUAUUUUAUUGUUCUAUCGAUAUUAAACGGUGAGUCAAAACAAAAAUAAUCUGACAUCCAGUUCAGUUCGCCUAUGGUUAAAGUUUAGCCUGGUGUUUGUCUUGUACUAAUAUGGAAUGCACUUGAGUAAUGCCCGGAGCGUUAGGGGGUGUAUUACAGCAACCCCAUAUACCUCUGCCUUUGGUUUGUUUCUUUAAAAAAAAAAGAGAGAGAUAAAAAAUAUGCUUUGCAUUUUCAUGUUGAACCCAUUAAAAAAUUAAUUAAAAAAAAAAAGUUUAAAAAAAAAGGAAUUUUUUUAAAAAGAGGGUAAAACCUAAUUGCUGUAUGUUAAUUUGUAAUUAUGUAAAAAGUGAGCAGGUUAUUGACUGUGUAAAAUUCUUCAGUUUUCCUGUAACUUGCCAGAAACCAUUAGGUUUUGUAACGAGCUUUUAUUUAUCUUCCUUUUUAGUUAUCAGCAUCAACCUCUUGUAAAGUCAUUUUUCCUCUAAAUAAAUUUGAUUUUAAGUCUGA
Messenger RNA from Lagopus muta (rock ptarmigan), 13659 nucleotides. It is a transcript of the gene AKAP13, whose product is annotated as A-kinase anchoring protein 13. Gene Ontology annotation, cellular component: membrane; actin cytoskeleton. The record is from RefSeq and is a predicted model, not a curated record. The transcript has 40 exons. Bases 232 to 8379 code for a protein of 2715 amino acids. NCBI's taxonomy places the organism in Eukaryota, Metazoa, Chordata, Aves, Galliformes, Phasianidae. Gene Ontology annotation, molecular function: MAP kinase scaffold activity; guanyl-nucleotide exchange factor activity. Gene Ontology annotation, biological process: adrenergic receptor signaling pathway; positive regulation of canonical NF-kappaB signal transduction; regulation of Rho protein signal transduction.